Molecule: messenger RNA, 745 nt
Organism: Condylura cristata (star-nosed mole)
Lineage: Eukaryota; Metazoa; Chordata; Mammalia; Eulipotyphla; Talpidae
Product: synaptojanin-2-binding protein
Exons: 4
Coding region: 101-541 (146 amino acids)
Molecular function (GO): protein binding
Source: RefSeq, a predicted model, not a curated record
AAACCGAAAGUGUAGUGCUCCGGGCGUCGCGCCUGGGUUGAUUCACCUUCACCUGUGCGAGCCCGGGCUGACCCAGGUGGGAAGCCGGAGCCCAGCGACCAUGAAUGGAAGAGUGGAUUGUUCGGUGACCGAGGAGGAGGAGAUCAAUCUCACCAGAGGUCCUUCGGGGCUGGGCUUCAACAUCGUCGGUGGGACAGAUCAGCAGUAUGUCUCCAACGACAGUGGCAUCUACGUCAGCCGCAUCAAGGAAAAUGGGGCUGCGGCCCUGGAUGGGCGGCUCCAGGAGGGUGAUAAGAUCCUCUCGGUAAAUGGCCAAGACCUAAAGAACCUGCUGCAUCAGGAUGCUGUAAACCUCUUUCGUAACGCAGGCUACGCUGUGUCCCUGAGAGUGCAGCACAGGUCACCGGUGCAGAAUGGGCCGACAGGACAUCGAGGUGAAGGAGAGCCCAGUGGUCCUCCCAUAGCUGUGGUGCUGGUGCCAUUGUUUGCCUUCACCAUGGUACUAGCCUGGGCCUUCAUGAGAUACCGGCACCAUCUUUGAGAAGCUUGUGUUCUUUCAGUGCUCCUGAUGAAGAUACGUUUCUCUCUUCUCUCACCCUCCUCCCCUGCCAUUCUUCCAUAUCUUUCCCUCUCUCUGCAAAGCCAACACAUGGUUUAAAAGAGACUGCUACCCAACCAGAAACUUGCUGUUCACAAUUUACAAAUCCUCGUAUUCAAUGGGAGAGUAAAGUCUGUUUGAAGGAAA